This is a messenger RNA of Populus trichocarpa (black cottonwood), 1402 nucleotides long. RefSeq names its product rho GDP-dissociation inhibitor 1. Gene Ontology annotation, biological process: Rho protein signal transduction. Bases 469 to 1221 code for a protein of 250 amino acids. Gene Ontology annotation, molecular function: protein binding; Rho GDP-dissociation inhibitor activity. Gene Ontology annotation, cellular component: membrane; cytosol; cytoplasm. The record is from RefSeq and is a predicted model, not a curated record. The transcript is spliced from 5 exons. NCBI's taxonomy places the organism in Eukaryota, Viridiplantae, Streptophyta, Magnoliopsida, Malpighiales, Salicaceae.
CUCGUCUUUCGGAUCACCACAUGACCUUCUUCUUAUCUUCCUCAUAUUACCCAAUCUUUUGGCCUCUCAAUCUCUCUAGAGAGCUAUCUCAAAUUGUUUUGAGAAUCUCUCGAAACAAUCCACAAGAAAAAAAAAUAAAGAAACAACAGGAAAGCCAGGAGACAAGACGAACCCAAUUAUUAUUUUUUCCAUCUCUUUUGUCUUUUGCUGAUCUUUUGUUUCUGGAUUGUGGGUCUUUUCUUGUCUCUCUUAUUUGAUGGGGUCUCCUCUCCUUAAGAUAAAAACAGUUUUAGUUCUUUCCUCACAUCGUUUCUUCUAACACAACAAAAAUCUAAGUCCUUUUGCUCCCAUUUUGGAUUCUCUUUAAUCUUUCUCUUUCUUCCAAGACAUAACAAAUUCUUACAUGUAGUCUUUCUUUUAACGUUUUUGUGUUCACUCUUUAUACAUUUUUGGUUGAUCAUAAAGUUGAUGUCUUUGGCUAUUGGAUCUGCAUCGAGUUCGAGAAACAUGGAGUUUGACGACAAUAACAAGAUGAUAGGAGGAGAUAAUAGUGGGGUUAUGAAGACAAAUGAUGAGGAUCAUGAUGGAGGAGAGAGGACAGAAAGGCAGAUGAGUGAGAGUGAGACUUCUUUGUAUGCAACUGAUCACGAGGAGGAAGAUGAUGAGGGCGGAAGUAACAAAAUUCAGCUAGGUCCACAGUACACCCUCAAAGAACAACUUGAAAAAGACAAGGAUGAUGAGAGCUUGAGGAAAUGGAAGGAGCAGCUUCUUGGGAGUGUGGAUUUGAACACCAUUGGAGAAACACUUGAACCAGAUGUGAAAUUUCUUAGCCUGUCAAUCCUCUCUCCUGGCAGACCUGACAUUGUACUUUCUAUUCCCGAGAACGGGAGGCCCAGAGGCUUAUGGUUUACAUUGAAAGAAGGCAGUCCCUACAACCUCAAAUUCUCCUUCCAAGUCAGCAAUAACAUUGUAUCUGGCCUGAAAUACACCAACACUGUCUGGAAAACAGGCCUCAAGGUGGACAGCUCAAAAGAAAUGCUUGGAACCUAUAGUCCUCAGCCAGAGCCUUACACCCAUAUGAACGCACAAGAGACCACGCCCUCGGGCAUUUUUGCUAGAGGAUCAUAUUCGGCAAGGUCAAAGUUUCUUGAUGAUGAUAACAAGUGCUACUUGGAGAUCAACUACACCUUCGACAUUCGAAAAGAAUGGGCUGCUACUUAAAUGAUCAGCAGCAAUUUUCCAACAAGCAAUUCACACACCGACCUUAAUUAAUUAAUUUUCUUGACCUUCAUUAGCUCCAAGCCUUCUUCCCUCUUCAGCCAAUGUUUAAUCAUCUCUGUGGUCAGUUAUCACAAUAAUAUUUUGUUUAAGUUUUUUUACAGAAUAUUUUAGUAUUAAGCUA